Molecule: messenger RNA, 4489 nt
Organism: Chelonoidis abingdonii (Abingdon island giant tortoise)
Lineage: Eukaryota; Metazoa; Chordata; Testudines; Testudinidae
Product: inter-alpha-trypsin inhibitor heavy chain H3-like
Biological process (GO): hyaluronan metabolic process
Molecular function (GO): serine-type endopeptidase inhibitor activity
Source: RefSeq, a predicted model, not a curated record
AGCACCAGUGAUGUGAUCAUCAAUGGGAUAGAAAUCUACAGCAUGAAAAUUGACAGCAAAGUGAUGUCUCGAUUUGCCCACAAUGUCAUCACCAGUUGAGCUGUCAAUCGUGCCAGCGUGUCUAAGGAAGUAGUUUUUGAUGUGGAGCUCCCCAAGACGGCCUUCAUUACCAAUUUCAGCAUGACAAUUGAUGGCAUCACCUAUCUUGGAAAUAUAAAAGAGAAAGAAGCUGCCAAAAAGCAGUACGAGAAGGUGGUUUCACAUGGACAUACUGCAGGUCUAGUCAAGGCCUCUGGGAGAAAAACUGAAAAGUUCACUGUUUCAGUCAACAUUGCAGCAGCCAGCAAAGUUACUUUUGAGCUCACCUAUAAGGAGCUUUUGAAACGGCACUUGGGAAAAUAUGAGAUGUUGAUUAAAGUAAAACCAAAGCAGCUAGUCAAACAAUUUCAGAUUGAGGUAAACAUCUUUGAGCCACAAGGUAUCAAUGAGCUAGAAGCACUUGGAUCAUUUAUCAGCAAUGACUUGACUGAGACCAUUGAUAAAUCUUUCUCUGGAAAAAAGGGCCAUGUGUCUUUCAAGCCAACUAUUGAUCAACAGCAAACCUGUGAGAACUGCUCAACAUCUUUCUUGGAUGGAGAUUUUACUAUAAAAUAUGAUGUGAAAAGGGACUCUCCAGGCAAUUUACAGAUUAUCAAUGGAUACUUCGUGCAUUUUUUUGCACCUGCGAAUCUCCGCAGGGUGCCCAAGAAUGUGAUUUUUGUAAUAGACUUUAGUCACUCAAUGUUGGGUCAAAAAAUGGAACAGACAAAGGAAGCGCUCCUCAAAAUAUUGGAUGAUGUCAAAGAGAAUGACCACUUCAACUUUAUCUUGUUCAAUAACAGGAUAAUAUCCUGGAAGGAAUACUUAGUCAAGGCUACCCUAGAUAAUUUGAAGGAAGCACAGAAGUUUGUUAAAUCCAUAAAAGCCACAGGAUCGACAAACAUAAAUGAUGCUUUAAUAAGAUCAGUUGAAGUGAUGAAUGAACCUCACAAAGAGAAGGUUUUGCCUGAGAGAAGCUCCUCCACAAUUAUAAUGCUGACUAAUGGGAAUCCCACUAGCGGAGAAUUGAACCAGGGAAAAAUUCAAGAGAAUGUGAAAAAUGCCAUUCAAGGAAGAUAUUCCUUAUAUAAACUUGCCUUUGGCUAUGAUAUGGAUUAUAAUUUUUUAGAGAAGAUGGCACUGGAGAACAAUGGAUUGACUCGUUGUAUCUAUGAGGAUUCUGAUUCAGCUUUGCAGCUACAGAGUUUUUAUCAUGAAGUGGCCACUCCCAUGCUUCGAGAAGUGCAGUUGUACUACCCUAUCAAUGCAACAUCUGAAUUAACUCAGAACAAUUUCAAUCAUUAUUAUGAUGGCUCUGAAAUUGUGGUGGCUGGAUGUAUUAUAGACAAUCACCUGAACAGCUUUACUGCUGAUGUGAAAGCUCAAGGUGCAAACAAUGAUGUGACAUUUACUGAACAAGUAGAUAUCGAUGAAACAGCUAAAGCUCUCCAACACAAGGAGUACAUAUUUGGGGAUUACAUUGAGAGGCUUUGGGCCUAUCUCACCAUCCAACAAUUACUGGAAAAACGCAUUUCAGCUCAAGAAGAAAAAUGGAGGAAUCUUGCAGCAGAAGCCCUGGAGCUCUCUCUGAAAUAUAAAUUUGUGAUGCCUCUCACAUCCAUGGUAGUAACAAAACCAGAAGAUAAUGAAGAUAAAGCUGCAAUUGCUGAUAAACCAGUAGAAAGUAGGGACAUUUUCAUAGUUUUGUUUAAAAUUAUUUUGAUUCAUCUAACUUUUUUUUUCAAUCUGUCAGAUACUUCUAUUCGGUAUAGUUACCCUUCAAAGGCAAACUCUGUUGAUGGAGAUCCACAUUUCCUUAUAGAAGUGCCACAGAAAAAAGACCAUCUUUGCUUCAAUAUAAAUUUAAAUCCAGGUGUGAUGUUAAACCUAGUAAAAGACCCUGACGCAGGCAUCACAGUUAAUGGGCAGCUUGUUGGAAAAAAGAAAGUCAGAAACAAUGCACAGAUCCAAAAAACAUAUAUUGGAAAACUUGGGAUUGUAAAUACACAAAUGGAUUUAAAAAUAGAAAUAACGACUGAAAAAAUCACCCUCCAGAAUGGCAGAAAGACAGCCACUUUUACCUGGCUUGAUACAAUCACCCUACAACAAGAAGGUUUGACUAUGGAGAUAAAUAGGGAAAAAAAUCUAGUGCUUUCAUUCGGAGAUGAUGCAACUUUUAUUGUGGUUUUGCAUCGAGUGUGGAAGCAUCCUAUACACCACUAUUUCCUAAGAUUGUACACGUUGGAUAGUUGCAAGGUGUCUGAACACACCCAUGGCUUAUUAGGACAGUUUUUCCAGCACAUUGAUUUUGAAGUUUUUGACAUCCGUCCUGGAUCAGACCCCAAGAAACCACAUGCCAUAAUGAUUGUCAAAAACAAUAAACUGACAGUAACCAGGAUUAGUGAGAAAGAUUAUGGAAAAGACCCCAGUCAUGGAACAAUCGUCCCCUGCUGGUUUAUUCAUAACAAUGGUACAGGACUGAUUGAUGGAGCUCACACUGACUAUAUUGUUUCCAACCUAUUUAGCACACCAUUUAUAAACUAAGCAACAAACUUACAUGUGCAAUCUCAUACUUUAAAGAAAGAGUUAGCUACAAGAAAACAACAGAGAGAAAUAAAGUUGUUUUUGCUCAUUAUUAAAUGUAGCUGAUAGCUGCAGUUUUUAUUCUUUGAUAUUUUCCCAACUUUGAUGCACAUGGCAUGUCUCAGUAAUCACUUCUGAGUAAAUAUUAUGAUCUGGAUAGUAAUUUUGUCUGCCUUUGGCCUGUGCCAUGUGUACAUCUAGUAUCAUGUUCAUACGUUUGCUUCGAUUAUAGACUGCGAGAUCUGUUCCUGCUCACAUUAAAGUCAAUGACAAAACGUGCAUAAACUCCAGUGGGAACAGAAUUGUGCCCACUAGUUGUGCCUGGUGGCCCAGUCAAUGUGGGUAGCUAGUCACACCAGGAAAGGAAGCUGCACCACUUGAUUCUUAUUCACUUGACAGGGCAGCAUGCUGCAUUCAUGCCUGCAUAGCCUUCUAUGCAGAGAGAAAAGGAGCUUCUGUCAGAUCAAAGUCUCAACAUGUAGCAUAGAUUUUACUGUUCAGAGGCAUUCCUUAUGCUUUCCUCACUCAUUUUCUCCUGCCCCUUUGGGCAUCAGGUGUCUAUGCUAUUUCCAGGAGCUCCUGUUUUCUUACAAAGAUAAAAUGGUGGACAGCUGACAGCUACUGCAAGGCUUCUGGAUUCUCAGAACAAGUUUAAUUCCUCAUGCACCAACAACUGGAAUGGUUCCAUCCACAGUGUCAAACAUCAUAUGUAACAUUAAAAAUUCAUCCAUAAACAUAAAAGCUGUAUUUGGCAAUUUUAACAUAAAAUUAAGACUAACAGAAGACUUUGCAGUUGUACUUUACUUUUCAAGAGACAUGCAUCUAAUUUCCAUAUAUGCAUCAUUUAUACCAUUGGCAUAAUAUUAUGGCUUUACAACUCAGAAAUAUGUACGUGUUUUCCCAAGUGUUCUACAAGAUAAUACAAAGUGACUUGAUUCCUGAUGCCUGGUCUAAACAGAGGAGUAUUACUGGCAAAGUUACGGGAGAGGAGGACUGGAAUAAUUGGAGGUGUUGCAGGACAAAAUUUAAUUGCAUUGGUAAACCUUUAAGCAGUUCCAGAACUGGAAUAACUGAAGAUGGGGGGAAAGGGAUGUUGUGACAGUCUAUCCUUUUAUGGCCAUCAAUUUUAUAAGACUAUGAUAAAUUUUGUACAAAGUAUGCCUUGUGUGAUAUCAUUUAAAACAUCAUCUUCUGCUGAACAUUAUUGUCCUGGUAAAAUAUGUGUAUCAACAUUGCAUGUAAAGUUAUAAAUUUAUAUUGUAUAACAUUGCUGUAACAUGUUCCAGAGUUAGAAAUGCAGGCCCAAACCUGUUUUUCAUUGAAAAAGAAACACUAGCAACCCAGCCAGGUGUUAGUUAUCACUGGUUUAAACAGUCAUUCUUCAGCAAUGGAAGGAAUAAACAAGAAAUUUACAUUUCAUCACAGAGACUGUUCAGUCCUCACAUCCACAAGAGGCUACUUGUCACCUUCACCCCAGGUGGGGUAAUCCUCAAAAAUGGUAGAGUGGUAUAAGAGAGAGAGAGACAGUGGCAUCCAUUUAACCUCUUCUCCUCCUAUCUCUGCUCAUGACAUCAUCACAUCGACUGAAUUAAGGAGGAGUUAUCCCAGGCUGAAAAGGAGACCCAGCCUGUGAAAUUUACAACAGCAUAUGGUGAGAUAAAACCUUUGUUUUUAAGUUCUUGUACCUUGUUAAAUUAGGUAUUAGCUGGCUUAUUACUCUUUUAUAACCAAUCAUGACUUUUAUGCAUCAUCCCUCGUAAUCACUUAAAAUCUAUCUUUCUGGAGUUAAUAAACUUAUCUUAUUGUUUUACCUUAACCAAUGUGUUUU